Molecule: messenger RNA, 1356 nt
Organism: Aspergillus ibericus CBS 121593
Lineage: Eukaryota; Fungi; Ascomycota; Eurotiomycetes; Eurotiales; Aspergillaceae
Product: Ser/Thr protein phosphatase superfamily
Exons: 1
Coding region: 309-1124 (271 amino acids)
Molecular function (GO): hydrolase activity
Source: RefSeq, a predicted model, not a curated record
GGCAGACUGCGCCACAUUCCAUCACAUCACACUUGCACCGCCACUCAUCGCAAAGGCGGCGUGUGAGUGGUCGAGCCCGAACAAGAAUAGAACCGAGUCACAGUCGGCGGCAAUAACAGCUCCAGUCAUCCCCUGGAGGACCCUGAACGGACGGACCAGAGUGGAGAGGGCCCUCCGUUCCCCUCAUUCAUCGAGCUAGUCAGUGCGCCGUGUGAUCCCCCAGAGCGGUUGCAGGGCUCCUGUCCGAGCCAAGGGCGCUUAACAGCUUGUUGAUUGCGGACCAAGGGAGGUCCAGCCCCUCACUAGAGAUGGCACGGUUCCAGAUCGUCUCGGAUCUGCACCUAGAAAACCCUGUUGCAUACGAUCUGUUCGAGAUAUCGCCCAAAGCACCCUACCUAGCCCUCCUAGGCGACAUCGGCAACGUCAGGGACGAUGGCUUCCUCCUGUUCAUCGAAGACCAGCUGCGCAAAUUCGAGAUCGUCUUCUUCGUGCCGGGGAACCACGAGCCUUUCCAUUCCAGCUGGCCGGAGGUGAGAAGGAAACUGCGGCAGUUCUCCGACGACAUUAGCCGCAAACGAGCCCAAACCAACCCACGCGGACCUCACCAGCUAGGAGAGUUCGUCCUGCUCGACCAAACACGAUAUGCCCUAACCCCGGAUAUCACCGUCCUGGGAUGCACAUUUCACACCAAGGUCAGCGAGAUGCAGGAAGAGCGGGUCAGCUUCGGCCUCAACGACUUUUACUACAUCAAAGACUGGACGGUGGAGGAUCACUGCGCUGCGCACGAAGCCGAUCGUGCCUGGCUCAACGACCAAGUCUCUGACAUCGCCAGAUCGGACCCGCACCACAAGAUCGUAAUCUUCAGCCAUCACAGCCCGACGGUUGCACCAUCAGCGGUUGAUCCCGUCCAUGCGAAGAGCCCCAUCUCGUCGGCGUUCGCGACGGAUCUCGCCGGUGAACCGUGCUGGGAAAAGCCCCAGGUGCGGCUGUGGGCAUUCGGGCAUACACAUUACAACUGCGACUUUACGGACAAUCGAACCGGGAAACGCAUUGUGGCGAACCAGCGAGGUUAUUACUUCUCGCAGGCCAAGGUAUUCGAGCCAGAAAAGGUGUUUAGCGUUUGAUCGAACGGGGAAGCAUGUGAACGGGAUGGAGUUUCCUGUCUGAGGUCAUAGAUAGGCGUACUAGAAACAAAUGCGAUAAUAUCAUGCUGCGGAUAGCAUCGGUGACUCGCAUGCCUUCUUCCGUAGCCACUAAAUAGAUGCGACUGGAGACGUGCACAAGGUGAAGUGCGGAGAGACGGAGACGGCUGAUCGACGGACGGCCCUCGGCCGCGUUUAGCCGAGGCCCGUCUGU